Molecule: messenger RNA, 1401 nt
Organism: Raphanus sativus (radish)
Lineage: Eukaryota; Viridiplantae; Streptophyta; Magnoliopsida; Brassicales; Brassicaceae
Product: protein PIN-LIKES 5
Exons: 9
Coding region: 1-1182 (393 amino acids)
Biological process (GO): endoplasmic reticulum to cytosol auxin transport
Cellular component (GO): membrane
Source: RefSeq, a predicted model, not a curated record
AUGGGGUUUUGGUCAUUGUUGGAGGUGGCUUCUAUGCCAGUGAUUCAAGUUCUCAUCAUAAGUGUUGUUGGAGCUUUUUUGGCCACUGAUAGAUGCAAGCUCUUCCCUGUGGAAGCUCGCAGUUCCAUGAACAAGGUGGUGUUUGUACUAUUUGCACCGGCUCUGAUGUUUGCAAAUCUGGCUCAGACGGUCACACUUGAGGACAUGAUCUCAUGGUGGUUUAUGCCGGUGAAUAUGGGACUUACAUUCUUAAUCGGAGGAAUUCUUGGUUGGAUUGUUGUCAAGAUUCUGAAACCACCUCCUUAUCUUGAAGGUCUUAUUGUUGCAACUUGUUCUACAGGAAAUAUGGGAAACCUACCAAUCAUACUUGUCCCAGCAAUCUGCGACGAGGACAAGAGUCCAUUUGGUAACCGAAGUGUAUGCAGAACCGUUGGACUCUCUUACGCGUCUUUCUCCAUGGCGCUAGGGGGUUUCUACAUAUGGACUUACACGUUCCGACUUAUAAAAGGGUCAGCAAUGAAAUUCAAAGACAUAGAAGAGUCUGAGAAAACAGCAAUUAAAUCAUCUAAUAGUGACUUAGAGGCUGAUCACGAGACCCGUCUCCUGGGUGCGCCAGAAGAGAAGCUGGUUAAACAAGAGACAGGGUUUUGGAGAAAAGGAGUAGACUUCCUCCAUGAGAUAUUAGAGGAGCUUCGUGCACCACCUACAGUUGGUGCGAUUAUUGGUUUCAUCUUCGGCGCGGUUACAUGGCUCAGAAAACUUAUCAUAGGUGAUGAUGCUCCUCUAAGAAUAGUCCAAGCCACAGCAAAACUCCUUGGAGAUGGAACUAUCCCUUGUAUGACAAUUAUACUAGGGGGCAACCUCAUUCAAGGUUUACGUUCUUCUGCUGUCAAACCCGUUGUUGUUCUUGGAAUAGUCUGUGUUCGAUACAUACUUCUCCCAAUCAUCGGUAUAGGCAUCGUCAAAUCAGCUGAGAGUUUUGGGUUUCUUCCAGCAGAUCCUCUGUUUCAGUAUGUUUUAAUGCUUCAGUUCACUCUCCCACCUGCCAUGAAUAUCGGUACAAUGACACAGCUGUAUAAUGUUGGACAAGACGAGUGCUCAGUGCUCAUGCUUUGGACAUACUUGGUCGCGAUUCUGGCCCUCACUGUGUGGUCCACAAUCUUCCUUCAUUUGUUGGUCUAGACAAAACCUGGGAGCACAAGAAAGUGUUAUAUCUAUCUAUAUAUCUAUCUAUCCGCAAGGGAUCUUUACCAUUCUUUUUCUUUGUCUAUCAAAUGAAAGCUUGAUCAUACUUGAUAGAUUCUUCUGGUUGCAUUUCUACAAGUAUUCAAUUUUCCCCAUUGCACAUUCAGAAGUUGCAUUAUGUAUUACAUCAGUUCAAUGAAGAAGGUUGUUGUACUU